This is a messenger RNA of Pungitius pungitius (ninespine stickleback), 7586 nucleotides long. RefSeq names its product autophagy related 2B (gene atg2b). The transcript is spliced from 43 exons. Gene Ontology annotation, molecular function: phosphatidylinositol-3-phosphate binding. Gene Ontology annotation, biological process: autophagosome assembly; piecemeal microautophagy of the nucleus; autophagy of mitochondrion. Lineage: Eukaryota; Metazoa; Chordata; Actinopteri; Perciformes; Gasterosteidae. The record is from RefSeq and is a predicted model, not a curated record. Bases 377 to 6607 code for a protein of 2076 amino acids. Gene Ontology annotation, cellular component: phagophore assembly site.
AUUCAAUGCCGGUCCAAAGGUCUAAACAGCAUAACAGAGCCGCCAUGUCGUGACGUCACUUCCUAAUCCCAUCCCGGCGGAGGCUCAGUUGGUGCGGAGUCAUGAAAGUGUUUGUAAACAACUCAGACGGAAGGAGCUGCAAACUGGAGUCUCACCAAUUCCCACACAUAUCCCUGAGUGUCAAAGCAUCCUGCAGAGUGUCCCUAAUCUUGGGCUGUGAAGGGUGUUUGAGCUCAAGAUUUCUCAAUGUCUUUAAGUCGAGAGGAUGACACAACUGUAACAUCCGGCCCUUAAUUCAUAGUCGUUCCGAGUUGCCGUAGCAUUUCGGUAGCCGCCAGAUCCCUGUCGUUGCAUGUGUGCUUCCCAUUGAGUUAAGAUGCCGUGGCCAUUUUCGGAGUCCAUCAAGAAGCGGGCCUGCAGAUACCUCCUGCAUCGGUACCUUGGCAACUUUCUGCAGGAGAAACUGAGCUUGGAUCAGCUCAGUUUAGACCUCUAUCAAGGCACAGGAUCACUUGCACAAGUGCCAUUGGAUAAAUGGUCACUCAAUGAACUCCUAGAGACGGCAGAUGCCCCUUUUGAAGUAAUCACAGGGUUUAUCCAGACAAUUUCACUAACCGUUCCAUGGGCAGCCCUACUGCACGAAAACUGCGACCUCGAGGUCAAGGGUUUGGAGAUGGUGCUCCGACCAAGACCAAGAGGAGCCUCCGGCACUGAGCCCAUGUGCUGGUCCAGUUUCAUGACGAGCAGCAUGCAACUUGCCAAAGAAUGUCUCAGCCAGAAACUCACCGACGAUAUGGGAGAGAGCUUCCAGCCUUUUGAGGGGUUGGAGAAGUUUGCAGAAACGAUAGAGACGGUUCUGAGAAGAGUUAAAGUGACAUUUUUGGAAACUGUUCUGCGAGUUGAACACAUUCCAGAUAAUUCUAAAACCGGGAUCGCCCUUGAGAUUCGAAUAAAAAAAAUUGUUUAUUGCGAUGAAACAGGCGAGGAGACUUCCAGUGUGAAUGUGCAUCAGCCAACCACAUUUGCACAUAAAAACCUGCAGAUGGAAGGCAUCACUGUAUUUUGGGAUGAGUUUUCUGAUGUGUCCCGUGCUGGUUGUAAAUCUUCAACCACUCCAACGGAAACUGAGCCAAAGCUCUCCCCUAGCUGGAACCCCAAAAUAAUAUGUGAGCCUCAUCCUCAGUUUACGGAGCCUCUGUCCUCUACGACACCCUUUGAACCUGUGCAGAUCGGGAGCCUCUGUGGUAAAAUCGAGUUGUCCCUCACUCUGAAAAACAACUUGGCAAUGCCUGGAGCGAAGCUGGAUGUUGUUGGACAUAUCGACACACUUAUCGUUCUUCUGUCCCCUCGACAAGUUCAUCUUCUUCUGGACUUGUGUGGAGCUUUUUCUGGGGGAGGUGUGCAGGAAUGGGCGAAGGACAGAAAGAGCAGACCCAUACAGCAAGAGGAUGAGUAUCGGCUCCAUAUGGAACUGAACCGCUGUCUGAAGAAGGAUACCACUGUGCUGGGAACAGACCCCGACCUCUUUGAGAGCCACACCACCAGAACUGUGUCUAGUCGAGAUGAUGUGUUCUUCUCCAUGGCAGACAUGGACAUGUCUCACAGCUUAUCAUCCCUUCCCCCACUGGGUGAACCACCCACCGUUGACUUGGAUUUGUCGCUCAAUAGCAACUACUCUGCCUCCCCAGGAGAAUCUCCUACUGGAAUUUCAACAGCUAUGUGGGAUGAUUACAUGGAUGUACCCCGACAAAGAGAGAGGCCGGCAAAUGAGCCUCCCAUCCAGUCGCGGGACUCGGAACUUGCUCAUAAAUUACUCAGACAGACUUCCCAUCCGUCCAAAACCCACGGCGACGAGUCAAGGCCAGAGCUGGUGUUGACGUUGACGCUGAGUAGCCUCGCCGUGUCGGUCCUCCACAUCGACCCGCUGCCGCCGCCAGAUGCUGCUCCCAGUCCCCUCGGCCCCAUGGCCGCACACUACUUCAGCGCGCUGGGCCCGGGCCAGCUGGGCCCGGCCGCCUUCCUCCAGUCUCGGGCGGCGUUUAACCAAGCUUGCCCCCAUGACCACCUGAGGUUUGUGGGCCAGGACCUAAAGAUCUUCUAUGAGCACUGUCAGGGGUCCAGCCUGCGGACCUACAGUACCGACGUCUCGCUUGGCCAGAUGGAGUUUUUGGAGUGUCUUUUCCCCGCUGAGGCUGUCCCCGGUGGCUCCCAAAAGGGCAUUCAGUACACUGAGCUCCUGACAUUUGACACCACCGUCGGGGCCGACGCGCCGCUCACCAGCUGCCUUCACCUACUCUACAAACAGGCCGAGCGCAGAGGCCCUCAGGGCGGCCAGGUUCGUCGCAGCACCAUUCCCAGGAAAGCGGAGAUCCAGGUGGAGCUGGGCGCGGUGCGCUCUGAGUUGGACAUCAGCAUUGUGGACCGUCUCAACUCACUGCUACAACCUCAGAAGCUGGCCACCACAGAGUUGAUGGCCUCCCACAUGUACACAUCCUAUAAUAAACAUGUCAGCUUGCAUAAGGCCUUUACAGAGGUUUUCCUUGAUGACCACCAUACUCCCACCAACUGUCAUGUGACGCUGACUGUCAACGCCCCGUUGCUGGGCCUCGCCAUCCGCUUCCCCAUCCCUGACCUGCGUUCAGAUCAGGAGAGGGGCCCUUGGUUUAAGAAGUCCCUGCAGAAGGAAGUCCUUUACAUGGAGCUGGAGGACCUGGAAGUGAAGACAGAGUUCAUGGGUGGCAGCUCGCCUGACCAAACCAAAAUGGAGCUCACUUUCAGGGAGCUUAUUGGGAAGUUUCGAGAGGAGCCGGAUCAAGCAGCUGCCCGCUUCCUCAGGGUGUCCCACAACAUGGAGGGAGAAAUGACGACAUCUGAAAGUGUCAAAUUUGAUUGGCCGAGGGUUGUACUGAAGAUGAACCCCACUGCGGUCCACUCAAUACUUGAGCGGAUCACAGCUGAGGAUGACGAGUGUGCUGAGGACCACUCCCUCGAAGAGGAAGAGGAGGAAGGGGCUGCCCAUUCACUGAAGGACGUGUGUGACUUUGGGAAACCAGAGCCAUCUCCAUUUUCGUCACGCAGGGUCAUGUAUGAGAAUGAAGAGAUGGUCAUCCCCGGUGAUGCUGCUGAAAUGACCGAGUUCCAAGAAAAAACCACAAACAACUCUCGCUUCGUCCUCGAGCUGUGCUUCCCCAAUGUGCAAUUAGUGCUUCCCGGCAAGGCAUUUUAUGAGAAGCUACACAACAGGAUAAACAAUGACCUGUUGCUAUGGGAGCCAACGGCUCCAUCGCCAGUGGAGACGGUGGAAAGCAUGCCAUACGGAGUUGGACUCUCAGUCGCCAGUCAGCUGAUCAACACGUACUCCAAAGACAGCUUCAGCCAGUUCCGCUCUACUGGUCCCGAGGAGGACAGUGGCUCAGAAGAGGAGACCAUGAACUAUUACUUCCCUGCAUCGGACCUGGGCCUCAGGUCUCGCAAGAAGAAAAAGCCCAAAGUCCAGAGCAAGACCUCUCAGAGCCUGUUCUCCGUCAUCAUCGCUGUCAAUCACGGCCUGGUGGCCCUUCAGACCAAUGCUAAGAAGGAGGAUAAAACGGUACUGAAAAACAAACAUGGCGAGUUCUGGCUGGAGGUGAAAAACGCUGUGUUGUUCAGUGUGACGCAGUACGAAGGAUAUAAAGACCAACACUACAUCUGCUUUCACACCAGUAAUGUGCACAUGUAUCAUCAAGGCCUCGUGGAUGGAGGCGCCGCCGCCUCGGACGUCAAGUUGCCGUGCAGGACGCAUCCCCACUGGCUGGAGCCCACCAUCUACCAAUCCGAGACCUCCCCCGAGAGGGCCUCGACCCCCUCGGAGUGCAUCGGGCUCGAGGCCCGCAGCAUGCUGUCCGUUGCCGUCAAAGUCUCAUCCCAGAACGCGGAACGCAACGUCAAGGAAUUUCUGAUUGCUGUUGGAGUGAGAGGAGCCACACUGCAGCACAGAGUGGUCUCUCCCAGCCUGGGCUGGUAUGACCAGAUUGUUGACUUUCUGAAUGUUUCCGACGAGCCUGUGUUGGGUUACGCGCCUCCUACGUCUGUCACCACCCUACAUUUACACCUGUGGAGCUGCUCUCUAGACUACAGACCCCUCAACCUGCCACUCAGAUCACUAUUGGUUGUAGAGACUUUUAGCAUUUCCAGCAGUGUCUCCUUAGAUCUCUCCUCCUCAACACUCAGGAUCAUUUUGGACGAAGCGGCUCUGUUCCUCUCAGACAAGAGUAACGCUGUUUCUGUCAAUCUGGUGCGAGAUUACGUCCAAGUGGUAGACAUGGGGACAUUGGAGCUGAGGAUUACAGCGGUCAAACCGGGAGCCGGUGGAAAGUUGUCGGAGCCCAGAUUUGAGCUGCGCUGUUCCAGUGACGUCAUCCACAUCAGAACGUGUUCGGACUCCUGCGCCGCCCUCAUGAACCUCAUCCAGUACAUCGCCAGCUACGGAGACUUGCUCCCCCCCGAGGAACCGGAGGCCAAACACAGCAGAGCCACAGAGAGGGCCAAGGCGGAGUUUCCGAGCCGGCCUCCAUCGCAGCAUCUGCUGCUCGCUGAGACCGAGCAGCAGAUGCUGCAGGAUCUGAUGAGUGAAGCCAUGGAGGAAACGGACGGGCAGCACGCACCAGGGCCGCAGCAGAAUGGUGGAUGUGACGAGCGGAAUCAAGACCAAGACCCGCCUCACUCGGACCUCUUCCUGUUCCCCGAUGAGAGCGGGAAUAUCAACCAGACUUCGAGCCCCACUUACCCGAUGCUUCACUCGCCGCUCAUCACUCCUGUCCCUAACCCGGCGCACGAGGCCGAUGACUUCUGUAUCCUGGAGACUCCGGGUUCCAGAGGACAGGAUAUUGAUCAAGAACCUGUGGUAAAGCAGCUCACUUCAGAUCCCGUGGAAAUCAAAGAUGAUUACUUCAGUCAGCCUCUGGAUGGGAGUGAUUCCAGCCGUGGAGCCAUGAACUUUCCCAUCCCAGAGGUGCGCUACCUCAUCAAAGAGAUCUCGGUCAUCUGGCACCUCUACGGUGGGAGGGACUUUGGGAGCGCCCCGUUCACAUCCUCCCCCGCGAGAAGCCGAGGGUCCACGCCCCAUAGCUCCCCCUCUCAGACGCCGGUCAGACAGGCCAAGGCUUCAGGGCGGACGGGAGGUGGAAGAGGAAGAAACCCUGAAGUCCUGAUGGAGAUACAGCUCAGCAAAGUGAGAUUUCAGCAUGAGGUGUAUCCACAGGGCCAGGUGGCUUCUGGACCAGCAGCGGACCAGCCAGUGUCCCGGCAGGUGUUUGUCGUGCAGGACUUGGAGAUUCGAGACAGACUGGCUACUUCACAGAUGAACAAGUUCCUGUACUUGUACUCCAGCAAGGAAAUGCCCAGAAAAGCCCAUUCUAACAUGUUGACAGUUAAGGCACUGCACAUGUGUCCCGAGUCCGGCCAAGCGCCCCAAGAGUGCUGUUUGCGUGUUUCCCUGAUGCCUCUUCGCCUCAAUAUCGAUCAGGAUGCGCUGUUCUUCUUGAAGGACUUCUUCACAAGUCUUGCGACUGAGGUCGAGUUUUUCUCGCCACCUGCUCAAGAAGCUGUCUGUGUUUCCACAAAAAAAACAGCUGCCCCAGAGAUCACAUGCAGCUUCUCCAAGCCGGCCGGCAGCAGCAGCCAGGACCCGGCGCCGAUCAUCUCGGUGCCCGCUCAGCGGCGUUCGAGCCACAAUGGUUUCACCACAUCUGGCGGGGCGGAAGUGAACGACAAUGAAGCCUCUGCUACUUCUUUCACAGACCAACCGAUCUUUUUUAGGGAGUUUCGGUUUACCUGUGAGGUUCCCAUUCGCUUGGAUUACCACGGGAAACAUGUUGCAAUGGAGCAGGGAACGUUUGCAGGGAUCGUUAUCGGGUUGACGCAGCUUAAUUGUUCAGAGCUGAAACUGAGGCGCCUGUGCUAUAGACAAGGAUUAUUGGGUGUCGAUAAGCUGUUUGCCUAUGCGAUAAACGAGUGGCUAAGUGACAUAAAGAAGAACCAGCUUCCAGGACUACUGGGUGGUGUAGGACCCAUUCACUCUCUGGUGCAACUAGUUCAGGGAUUCAGGGACUUGGUCUGGCUCCCGAUCGAGCAGUACAGGAAAGAUGGCCGCAUUGUCCGCGGGUUUCAGCGCGGCACUGCCUCCUUCGGGACCUCUACUGCCAUGGCUGCCCUGGAGCUCACCAACCGGAUGGUGCGGACCAUCCAGGCGGCAGCCGAGACGGCCUACGACAUGGUGUCCCCGGUGCCCGAUGAGAGGGACACAAAGAGGAUAAAGCGGUUCUCCCAUUACGGACUGGCCCAUCAGCCCGUUGACCUGAGAGAAGGUGUUGCCAAGGCAUACACUGUUGUGAAAGAGGGCAUCACCGACACGGCACUGACUAUCUACGACACAGCCACCAGGGAGCACGAACAGCGCGGGAUGACGGGGGCGGUGGGCGGCGUCCUCCGCCAGCUGCCGCCGGCUGUCGUAAAGCCACUCAUUAUGGCCACUGAAGCCACCUCCAACGUCCUGGGUGGAAUGAGGAACCAGAUACACCCCGACGCACGGCAGGAGGAGUCUCAGAAAUGGAGGCAGGGCGAGGAAUGAUUCUUAUUGCCGUAUGGUACCUGUCUAAAACCAUGACUGCACAUGAAGCGACGGCUAAAACGUGUGUUAAACUUUCUUUGAAGUUGCAUUUUUUAAGGAGGACCUCAGAUGUUCACUCACAGCCCUCGUGUAAAUACCGUAGUGAUCUUUUUGUGGCAAUUUGAGCUACUGUGACUCGGCUUGUGUCAGCUAACCUGUUCCCUCACAGUGCCUUCAUGGUUAUCAGCAUUGUUUAUUCAAAGGAUGUAUAAUAAGGAAUGAAUUAUAAGCCACAUCUUUAUGUCUCUAUGUGGAUUUUGAUUUGUAUUAUGAUAGAAAACCGCAUUAUACAUGCACAAAAACAAUGAAGAAAUAGGUGGUUGUCACAUUUGCUUAAUUCUAAAGCUGUUCUGUUUACAAGUUGUGUGUUUGCGUUCUCUAAUCCUAUUUAAGUGUCAAAAAACACUAAUAUUGUAGGUAUGAUGACUUGAUUUGUAUAAUAUCCUGUAUCUGGGCGUUAUUUACUGUAAAUAUUCAAAAUGUGUAACAUUUCAUCCAUAUAUAGGAGAACAAGUAUAGAAAAAUAAUGUGUUGCUGCGGUGUCAGGUUAUUUUAUCAGUACUUUGAAGUGAAUAAUAGUUACCUGGUCAAAAAAAUGACGGCCCGACCAUCCAAAUUUGUUAUUUAGUUUCAUAAUUAUAUUUUGAGUUUGGAUCAACUUUGGGAAUUGUCUCAAAAACUACUGCUCUGAAAAGCUGCUUUUAAAUGUUUAAACGGUUUAAAAUGUUUUUUUGUCAGUCAGCGCUCACACUAACAGGCUUGUGCCUGUUACUCAAGAUCUUGAAGUCUUAAUAUCUUGCACAAUUGUUUUUGUUUGAAUAAUAUUUGGCUUUAUAUGCUGUGCCGCAGACAUGUCAUAUUUGCCCAUAUUUAUUGUAUAUAUGUGUACAGCUAAAUUUGUAUUAAAAGCAUGGAAGAUAAAUAAAAAAGUUCGAAUCAG